UUCACUCCAUUAGAGUUUCAUUUCAAGGGAGGAUGGACGGACAUAAUGGGCCUAGUGGUGGUCCUGCUGGUGAGCGGGCCCGUGGCGUACUUCCGAUGAUUAAAUAUCAGAUCCGACCAAGAGGGGCCAUUGUACGUUGGAGUCCGACUAACCACCAUCGGCGUUGUGAGUGCCGCCACACCUACGCCUAUCCCAAUGCGGUCAUUUUUGCCGUGGUGGAGGAAAGAAAGAAGUUAGCAAAGGACAACGCUAGACUCGAAACCGAGGUGAACCAACUAAAGGAAGCCAAUAAAAGGCAAGCCGAGCGAAUUAAGGAGUUGGAGUAUGACGUGGUUGAAGGUCAAGAUAGGGUGGAUGACCUUUAUGCACGACUAGGAGAGGCGCGUGAGCGCAUGGUUAAGAGGGCUAGGAAAGUAAGGGUUAGAGCCGAGUCGAUCUUGAACCUUUGCAAUGAUUUGCUCGAGGAGGAGAGCGAUGAGGCUUCGUAUAUAGGAGGCGGGGUUGGAGGUGAACCCGCCCAGUUUGGUAGGUCAACUAGUCCUACGGCGGACUAAGUCCUUACUCUUAGGUUAUUUUGGAUGGUUUUGACUACCGUAUAUAGGAAGGAUAGGGGAUGGUAGAUCCGGGAAAGAGCCUUAGCUAGCCAUUUUGUACGUUUGGACUAGCUAUGUAUAUAUUACUUUUGAUGAUGUUGUUCCCUUAUGGACUGUCUUUGUUUGUAUUUGACUGACUGUUAAUAUGUGACUUGUUUGACUCUGUUUUGUAAUGUAUAUGUGCUUUAUUGUGAAAA
Messenger RNA from Coffea arabica (coffee), 790 nucleotides. Lineage: Eukaryota; Viridiplantae; Streptophyta; Magnoliopsida; Gentianales; Rubiaceae. The record is from RefSeq and is a predicted model, not a curated record.